AUGUCGGUCUCUUGCAAGAACAGCCUUCUCUCACGGGUAACAAGCAUCGAAAAGGCGGCCGAGGUAGCAAAGAAGGCGGCGCCCAAAGUGGUGCAGCUGUCGGAGGAGGCCAAGACACUACCACCACACAUCCGGAGCGUCACAGAGCCCGCAAAGCUAAACGCGCAAACGCCGUUUUUUAAAUGUCCGCCGUGGGCUGGGCUUCCUGCCAUUGCAUGUCAUCUGCAAUGCACCCGUGAUGGGGUCCCAAUGGCAUCCUUGGGGCUUGAGCGGUUUCCCUUCUACUUGUUUGGACGAAGCCGCGUGUGUGACUACGUUCUUGAGCACCCGUCGAUCAGCAGCAUUCAUGCCGUUCUCGUUUUUCACAGUGAACAGCAGUGCUUUGUGCUCAUGGACUUGGGUUCUACGAACGGCAUCAAGCUAAACGGCACCCGCAUUGAAAGGAGACGACCCAUUCCCGCACCUAUCGGUAGCCGUAUUCAGUUUGGUUUCAGUAGUCGCAUGUACAAGGUUGCUCGAGGGCCACCGCCUUCAUCGAAGCGCUUGCGUGAAGAGCAGGAGGGAGAGGCAGUCGCGAAGGGAAAGGACCAGGAGAAUAAUUCUAGCCGUGAUGUUGUUGUUAGGGACAGCCACGUGGGGGAGGCUGGCAGUUAUACCACUCCUACGGCUGCCACAAGUGCGGAGGAUAAACGGGAUGGCGGGGCCGUCACUGCGAGUUUAGAAACCCAUAAGCGAGAGGUGGACAAGGCUGAGCAGGGGCAGGGUGUUGCUGCUGCUGCUGCUGCUGCUGCCGCCCCUGCACCUCCACCUCCGGCUGCAGUGGCAGUGUCGGUGCAGGCCCCCCCAGAGCAGUCCGGCUCCGUCACGGCUCCUGAGCCGCUUCCUCCCGUGUUGCCGCCGCCGACCGAAAAGCGGCAUCUGUACCAGGUGCUAAUCAAGCAUAAGGAUGUGCGUCGUCCUGUUUCUCUCGCCCCGCGUAAUAAGGGUGAUAAAAUAACGCGGUCAAAAUCCGAUGCGUUGACAUUGGCGGGGGCGAUUCUCGCGCGUCAUGGCGACCAGAAAGCGGUGUGGUCGCUCGAUGAAUUUAUCACAGUGGUUCGUGACUACAGUGAGUGUGGUUCUGCCAAACGGAAUGGUGAUUUGGGCAUGGUGGAGAGCGGCACUUAUACGGAGAGCUUCGACCUCGCGGCAUUCGCGCUUGACUGUGGCAGGGUAAGUGCACCGGUGGAGACGGAACUCGGUGUGCAUCUUAUUUACCGCGCGGCCUAA
Trypanosoma conorhini is the source of this 1269-nucleotide messenger RNA. RefSeq names its product peptidyl-prolyl cis-trans isomerase. The record is from RefSeq and is a predicted model, not a curated record. Lineage: Eukaryota; Euglenozoa; Kinetoplastea; Trypanosomatida; Trypanosomatidae. Gene Ontology annotation, molecular function: protein binding; mRNA binding; peptidyl-prolyl cis-trans isomerase activity. Bases 1 to 1269 code for a protein of 422 amino acids. The transcript has a single exon.